This is a messenger RNA of Paramuricea clavata, 1722 nucleotides long. Lineage: Eukaryota; Metazoa; Cnidaria; Anthozoa; Malacalcyonacea; Plexauridae. The record is from the annotation of a GenBank genome assembly.
AUGAAGGAUGUGCUGGUGUCAUCGAAGGCUCGGUUCGUUGAGUAUUACAUAAAUUUAUUUCAUCAUCUUAACUCCCGUUUCACAAAAGGUGAUUCCAUGUCCGCGUUUAAAGCAUUCUUUGUGGAAGAACAGAGAAUUUUAUCCAGUCUUACUAAUGGCUUGAAUGAUGACGUAUUACUUCAGAAGGUUGUUGAUGUUUUACAAAAAUGUGAGUUUUUCCUGGAUAGUCUUUACCCAAAUAGUUUGGUGGAAAUUGAACUCUUAUACGAGUCGGCUCUGUCCAAGGUAUCCGACGGUAACUUCGAUAAAGAUUUUGCGGGACUGUAUACAAGUAAACAAUUCUAUGCAACAACUUUUGUUAGCAGAACAAUUUCCGUGUUACCCCCAGAAGACCAUGAAACAAGCAGAAAAAUUUCGCUUUUGCCUGUUUCUGUUCAAGGGAAGUUUCUGUGUUAUAAGGGCAUUUAUGAAUUGUCUAAUGGCGGUGGGGAAACUGCUGCCCAAAGCAUUGAAGAUGGUUUGCUUCAAUUAAGUAACGAGUCAGAACAUGUCAUUCUCAAGAUUUUGGCCUUUCAAUUUUUGACCAUCUAUUACAAGUGUACUGGCAAUUCUGUAAGGUGUGAACAGUAUCGUGUAAAGGCAGUUGAAACUUGUGCAAUAAAUUCAGCAUUUCUGUUGCUACCUCUUUUUGGAAAGCCCUGGAUAAACGGAAAAGAGCUCGAUGCUACUUUUUCCAGUAAUCAACCAUUAAUAGCUUGGGCGAUUGCACGACUUAGCUUAUGGACAAGAAAUUAUCCUUGGGCAGAGUUGGAUACAGAAUUGGGAAAUAUGUUAUAUGAGUUUUCAAAGCAAAUCAGUAGAUUGUUUAUACUGGUUUGGACGGCAGAAGUAUGCACUUUGCUCCAGUUAUGUGACAUGGCGUACAUUCAUCUUCGUAUUUCGGGUAACUCGUCAGAUGUUGAGACAACCAUUAAAGGUAUACAAAAGGAUGUAGAAAAUAUGGAAGACGAACGAUAUAAAAAUGCCAAAGAUGUGGAACGGCUACUGUUGGAACGGCUACUGUUGCUUCGCGAGAGACUAGCAACAUAUUACCACACUAUCACUGUGCAGCGAUUUGGAAAAGGAGAAUCAGUGCUUGAAUUCUUCUUGAAAGAACUUGAAAUUCGGCAACAACUUCCACUGGAUGCAAAACUAGCGGAAUGCUACAGAUGUGUUGGAAGAGAGCAAAAUUCAAGACAACAAUACAGAUCGGCUCUAGAGUCGUAUAAAUGUGCUCUGCAAACUUUACAAGAGCUUCACGGUGAGAUACACGCAGAAGUUGCAACUUCAUACUACAACAUUGGAGUUGUACAAGAUAACAUUGGAGACAGUGAAUCAUCCCUCCAGUCUUACUUUUGUGCUUUGAAAAUUAGUUUAGGACUUUAUAGUGGUCGUCAUCCGCAUGCGUUAAUGAUACAAGAGCGAAUAAAUCGCCACCCAUUUUGCCUUUUGGCACGUGGCAAAGAAGAACAUUGUGGAGAAAAUACAACCCAUAUGAAUGACGUUGCGCCAACAAAAUGUUUGUCGGCUUUAAAAGGCAAGACAUUAACACCUACGAAUGCUUUAUCCUAUCACAAGCAAAAUACGGAAAUAAAUCCAGCAUCCGAGUUAUACCGAGUUCUCAGAGGGAAUAAACAGCAUAGUGAAACUGUCCAAUGUUGUUUUUUCGCCUACUACUUGUAA